This is a messenger RNA of Heterobilharzia americana, 5127 nucleotides long. NCBI's taxonomy places the organism in Eukaryota, Metazoa, Platyhelminthes, Trematoda, Strigeidida, Schistosomatidae. The record is from the annotation of a GenBank genome assembly.
GCCUUGAAAUGAAAAGUGUGAAAGUUGAGUGAAUCAGAUGAUUCCUUUUGCAUUACUUUAUUGAUUAGUUAACCAAUCAGUCUGUAUAUCUGUGUGUGUCUUGGUGUAAGUUAAGUUAUCGUUAAGAUGUUGUCAGACACAUUGAUUUUCUAAAACCCACAUUUUCGGUAAUUGACAACAUGAAACAGUAAACUGAAUUAGCAUUGUAGUCGUUCUGUUCAACGUUAAUGGAAUGGGGUUCUUUGAGAAAGUAUAUUGAUGAUAAAAUUCUCAUUUGUGACAGAACAUGUCCGGUGAAUGAGCUGUUCAAAUGAUUCAAUGUUUAUCACCCGUCGAAUAAAUUCACUGCAAACGAAGAGUCGAAUUAAGCGUUUCACCCUCUUGAUAUAAUGUUAAAUGGAAGAGAUGAUGGCUCGAUCUGAGAGUCAGUUUAUUGCAAGCCAACUUGGAUUGGGCAGGCAGUUCACUAACUUUAAUAGUUGGGUACCUGUUAGAUGUGAGAGAAAUCUCAUUCACUCACUGUCUUCUAGAAUCUGUGUAGGCUGUUCAGAAGACACGGUUGGUGUUGAUUUUAAAUUCUUGGAAUAAUACUGUUGAACAAUGGAUACCUUAGAAGAUUUGCUGAUAACAACUAAAGGAGGAAAUCAUCCUUCCCCUCAUUACAAUUCCUAAGAAUGUUGUGAUCAUGAAUUUGUAAUUGAAAGGGGACACGACAGCCGAAGUGAAUCAAUAUUACCUUUCAUUUCGCCAGACUGAGCUCAAUGUUCUCGAUCCGUCGUUCGAUUCGAUAAUGUGUAACUAAUAAGCCACCAAUUAUGUCGACAUUUAUGUGAAUCUACGAAUUCCCAUUCUGUUAUGUCGCUGACUGUGUUGGUCAUUGUUACCAUGUCCUCCGAAAAUGAGUUGCUCAUCCUUACCCUGUUCGCGACACUGAAGGCGAGCUUUAUCAGCCUCAUUAGUGCAAAGAUAUUGUAUAUGUUGAGAUAAUAAUUCAGUGCUCUUGGUAUAUAUCCACCGGAGAAAUAUAUGUUCAUGGGGUUGAUGUCAACUUAUGGAGUUAUGGCUACAUUUAGUCAAUGGAUUUGGUUUUGGAAGGCUGGUUUCGAAGUCAGAAAGAGAAUGAAGUCAAAAAUUCCUCAUUUGGUGCUAACAAUUUGUGUCUUAUUUAUGGAGUUUGCAUAGUUGGACUUUCUUUUAUUAAUACAAAGGAAAACAAUGCUGUGCAUUAUCGUCUAACCUUGAGCAAUUUUAUUUGUCACGUCACUGCGAUUCCACUAGGAGCUCUCAUUAUUGUCUUCAUCUCAGAUAAAUGGUUGAUAUUCUCGUUUGGCCGACUAUGUGUUGUUCUUCAGAUGAUUCUGGCAUCCGCUUCGUUUGUACACUUCAACAAAAUCGGUCUUCAAGUUUUGCGUGCUAAAGAUUUCUUCUACAUUAAAAGUUAUGAACCUGGUUAUGAGGAGUUUAAAUGGAGUGCAGUCAGUGAAUGGUUUGUUGUCUUCGGUUGUGUGGAGAUAACAUUUAUAACAGCCAUGGAGCUCCGUGAAUUUGACCGAUCAGAUGUUGUAUGAGCAGGAAAUAUGCGGUUGUGGUAUAAAAUCAUGGGUCGAUGCUGAAAAUAAAAGUCUUCCCGGAGCUGUCUGUCAUUGCUGAAACAGCUUUAAAGUACACUUACCUUCUCACUAAACAUUCGUAAAGGUGAUUUUGAAACUCAGAGGCUUGUAAUUAAACCUUCUUCAUGAAAUUUAUAUAACUAAAAGAUGAGAAUCGUCAGAGUGACCAGCUUUGUGAUCCUUGAUUCUUGGUUCUGGUUACUCAAUUCAACAGCGUAAAUUACAAAUAUGAGAACAACUGUGCAUAAAGUAGCUUGUUUUUCAUUUUCUUUCAAUCUCUUCUCUGAUAGUUCACUGAGUAUACCUUGUAAACACAUCUAUCUCAUCUAUGUGCUGUAUACUGAGUACUCCACUUAUACCGUUACAUUGUACACCCCAUUCAUAUGCUAAAUCUGUGUACGCUAAUGACAUGUCUGUUCUCAAUGAAACACUCAUUUGUCAAUUUAUUCACACUCACUAUGUGCGGUAUUGCAAAACUGCAAUGCAUCAAUCUGCACUCCUAAAAAUCAUGGUGCACAAGUCAACUGGUGUUUUUCAACGAUCUAAAUGCUUUUAACCUUCAUACAGCGAAUUGAAGGUACGCGUUUAUACUUCGAGCGUGGCAACUCACCCCAUAUAUGUUGUUGUAGGAAACAGGAUCGAUUCAUUUCUGAAGAGAACUCAUCGUUGAAUGAAUCCAGAAUGACAUUUUUAGUUGAAGGUUAUUAUGCUUUGCAAAUAAAAAUCUGUGCUUGACUGCUUAACAAAAUUUCGUGGAGCAUCGAGACGGGCUCUACACUAAAUGCAAAAGAUACUCCGUCAAAUAUCACCUACGAUAAUGUCUACACAGCAUAUACGACUGCAGUGUUUAUCAGAAUGUAUAAAUGUACAACAUUUUACAUUCAGAAGAGGCACAUGCAAAUCUGUAGACUAGUUUCCACUGGACAACUUACACCCGAUUGCAAAACAAAUGAGCAAAUCAUUCAUUCAAAUGCCCAAAUAUAGUGUGAUGAACUCAUGAACGCUGAGUCACCUUUACUGAAUUAACACUUAACUAAAACAACAACAAUAAUAAUGAUGAUAAUUCAAUUUUAGAUUGUAAUAUACAAAGAAGUGUGUAAUUAUUGAAGGGAAGAAAGAAGAGUAAAUCAAAAAUAAAACCCAAAGUUUAUAAGCUAUGUUACUACUCUCAUAUGGUUAUUUGGUUAGCAAGGAGGCAGUAUGCGUUAGACAGUUUUAUGAAAGCGAAAGUGACGCUGCUAUCCUCUCUAUUCAAUUGUUGGAUAUCUCUAGUAUACUUCUCUGAGAAUAUUACUCAAAAGAAAAGGAAGCGCCUUCUGUGUCUUCUCUACACAGUAACAUCAAACAUGAGGAAGAAAGAAGUCUAUUCCAUGUGGUGAUGACAAUAAUUGCCAAACAAUACAAAUUUAGCAUCUACUGGAUAAAUAUUGAAUGUGAGACAAAGUAGAUGAACGUUACCCCCCGCCAACAGUUGCGAAUUCACACAGAACACGUGCUUCAUAAUACAAUGUGAGAAAUGCGUAGGUGAAUAGAAUGAUGCAUCAAUCAUCAACAGUAUAUAACUCGAACGAAUAGAAAUAAUAAGGGGUAGUAUGCUCUCAUAUAUAAGUCAUUUCUCGAAAACCAAUACUACCAACUCUUAUAAAUCGUGUGUUUCCACGCAGAAAGAAAAUGUCAACAAUCCUGUCAAUAAUUUAUCCUGAUAUUGUAUUUUCCUUGAAGUUAGUUGGGAAUAGAGUACACAACUAAGAAAAAUAUAUGAACCAGGUGAGAUUUCACACACUUAUUUAAAUAUCUAAUGGAUAUUCACAGAGUUUCACAACGAAUCCAUGUACUUUAGCGUUUGAAUAGUUUGAGGCUUUAACUCAUGACAUAGUUAAUAGGGAAUAUACAAAAUUUCUGUAAGAAAAUGAUUUUGCAACAGCAAAGUAAAUAAUAUUUCAAGAUUCUUAUAGGUUAUUUAGGAGAUUUCAUUCAGCAAAAUUCCUCCUCAAAACAGACAGUUAUAAACACAUGAGAAUAGGUGAAAUACAGAGUUAGAUAUGUAUGUGGUCAAAUUAUUUCAUUAUUGAAAGAAACAGUGUUACGAGUAAAUGAAAAUCCAAUCAAACAGAUGUUUACUUAUGAUGGGAUAGUAAUCAGUCCAAUGUUAUUUGUCUAUUGUCAGAUUAAAUUUUCGACGUCACUUUGUGCAAUUGAAGUUCACUUAGGGAGUUAGUAAAAAACACAAUUUUACCAUCAUAUCGUAAGGCCGAUCGACUUAUAUUUAACAAACGAACGAUAAGUCAGUUACGAGUAUUAUGAAGUAUGGAUAUCUAGCCGGGUGUAUAUGUAUAUGAACGCACUUGCGGAAUUUUGAUUCUUAAUUAUAGUGGUCUAAAACAUUUCGCACAGAAAUAUUUAACAGCAAACUGUUACGUGUUUUAUAACUUUUGUGUAAAAGCUGGUAUAAAGAAUGGCUGUCUCAAGUUGUUCAAGUCGUAGGAAUAAUUAUUGUAUAUCGAAUAAUCAUUAUUUUAAUAAAGUUAUGAAAGACCGUUUCAGUCGUAACUGAAAGUUAAUUUUCGAAACAUUGUCAGUGUCAGCUUCCCAUCAAAAGUGGAUUAAUGCAGUACACCUAAUUUCAAAGUAUCUUGAGUAUAUGUUACCUUUCAACAACACAACCAGAACACGAACGUAUCACAUUUCGAGUCCAAAAUCGAUUAAAUGAUCAGCUAGUGAAGCCUUUAUUUAAUUUCUCUGCGCCGAAGAUAGGAUGAAUAAGGUAUAAAAGAAAAUCACGAAAUUGAUCCUGAUCUAAUCAUAUUUAGUGAAAUAGACUUGUAGUGCACCUUCCUGGUACCAAAAUAUAACUAAGGCUAAAAUAAAUAGAUCUAAUUAAAUUAACCAAAUAAAUCCCUAGCUUGCCUCCGGAUGCUUAGGGUGUUUUAAGUUUUGUUUUAACGAGCAUGCAUCCGUUCAGGCUUGGACGCCAUUUUGCGCUCCAGUGUGCUAAUUACCACACAUGUACUCCGAGUCCCUAGUUCAGCCUUACAAGCCAGAUAAAUUGAUUAAACUUUUCCCCCAUUCAUUAUUAUUACAUUUACUUUGAUUAAAUACAUCGCUGCUUCAAAUACAUUGCUUACCAGUUCUUUUGAUUUGUGUUUUGUUAUCAGUACUUACACGUUAGCUAAAGUACUGGUUAAGCAGGUACUAGAACACAUCAAAUUAAGUAGGGUUGAUCAAACGUUACGGAAUUGUAACACUCACCCCUACAAAUUGGUGAGGUCGAGUAUCACCUUUUACUUUGCCUAGUGCCUUUGCUUUUUCUUGUUUUGAUUUAUCUGGCCUAUUUUCGUUUUUGGCACGGUCUUGAGUUUUUUUCAUUGCACUCCUCACUGGUUAUUUUGCAUUGUAAUUUUUUUAUUAUCAUCAUCGUGCCUCGUUAAUUCCUUUAUCAACGGCUGGUAACUACUCUACCGCGCAGAUGGCCGUAACCCUCCAGCUUCCCACAUUCUGGGCCCACAGACCAUCUGCA